GAGGGCGCAUGCGUACCAACGUUUCCGCUGCCGUCAAUACUAUCUACCGCCAUAUUGUUGUCAACUCCGCCGUCAUUUGACGUUAUUUGGAGGGUUUUUACACCACUCUUACCAGGGUGAGGGAGGAUGGCACAGUUUGGUGGUGGGAAAGCGCCUCCACCAUGGCAGCAAAGGCCACAGGCGACUCCGCAGCUGCAGCCAUCUCUCCUCGGUCAACACCCAUCGGCCCCUAGCCAGCAGCUGGUGCUGGGUGGUGCUCCUCAACAGCCACAGUAUGCACCCGUUCAACAGAGCAUGAUCCAGCCACCAGGUUUGGGAGGUCUGCAGACUCUUGGUCAACCUACCAUCACCCAACAGACAAUAGGUCAACCCAAUACAGGGGGCAGCCUUAUGGGCCAGCCUCCUAUAACCCAGGCCUUGCAGCCCCCCAGCCUUGUCAAUCCUGCCCAGAUGACCAACUCACAAAUGCAGCCCCAGAUUCAACCACAACCCCAGCCACAGGGACAGCCACAACCACAGCCUCAGGUGACAGCAGUAAGCUACCCAACCCCAAGGGCCUUGGCUCCUCCCGGUGCAUUUAAUCCUGCAGCUACCCCUAGUAAUAUGGCCACUCUUGCCACCAACCUACAGACUAAUUUACAAAAUAAUAUUGCCAACAACAAUGCUGGGCAACAGCCUCAGAAACAGCGUGUGUUUACCGGGACCAUUACCAAACUGUGUGCUGAUUUUGGCUUUGUUGAUGAAGAUGUCUUUUUCCAGACAAGCAGUUGUGUUAAAGGACAAGCACCAAAAGUCGGAGAUCGUGUGCUGGUGGAAGCAACAUAUAAUCCUAAUAUGCCUUUUAAAUGGAAUGCCAACCGUGUACAAGUCAUUCCUGGACCCACAGGAGCUCCAACCCCAAAUCAAAGCCGCAGCAAUCUACCUGUGAGGGAGAUGAAUAGCAGAGGAGGUUCCUAUAAUGCUGUGCCUCCACCUAAUUUCAGUAGUGAAACUCCACCUGGAGGUUUUGGUCCUCGUGGCUGCAUUGGACCUCGUCCUCGAUCUCCUAGAAGAGACAGAAGGGAAGAGCGCACUAGGACGUCGAGAGAUAGAGACCGGGAACGUAAUGAAAAAGAUAAGGAAGAAAAACGGGAAAGUCGAAAGCGAAGUAGGAGUAGAGGACGUUCUCGAUCACCACCUCGCCGGAGGAUGCGAGUUGUCCCACGCUAUAAUGUCCAAGUUCCUAAAAUUUUAUUACACAUGAAAGAAGCUAAUGUGUUGGAGCUGAAGAAGCGGUACAGCAAUCUUUAUGUCCCAUCCGAUGUCUUUUUAGCACGCCCUCUGUGGUCAGACACAUUCCCUGCUCACCGACCGUUCCUGUUCCCUCGGCCAGUUUCUUUUCACAUCAUGAAUAAAGAAGUAGAGCCUGUGCUUGAGAAUGAUGCUGUGUAUGAUGCUCCUGAUGCUAACCAUAGCUAUGCUGCUAAGGUCAUGUUGAUGGCAGUACCAGCCUUAGAAGAUAUCUACCGUCGUUCUUGUGCAUUAAGCGAAGACCCUAGUGAUAUUCGUGAGUGUUUUGUCCACCCAACACGUCUCAUCAACUUCCUAGUGGGGCUCAAGGGAAAAAAUGAAACUAUGGCUAUUGGUGGCUACUGGAGUCCUUCCCUUGAUGGUGUCAACCCAGAAAAGGAUCCAAACGUUCUCAUACAUACCGCAAUCCGCACCUGCAAAUCCCUGACAGGCAUUGACCUGGCAGGGUGCACCACCUGGUACCGGUUUGCGGAGAUUUACUAUCGCCGAGGAGAAUCUACACACAAGGGCCGGAGUUCGCCUGCCCGGGUUGAAACCACUGUACUAUUUCUCCCAGAUGUUUGGAACGUUUGCCCAGCCAAACUGGAGUGGGAUGGUCUCCACCUCAACUAUAAGCGGCAGCUGGACAAGAAGCUCUCCUCCUCGGCAGGAUUCCAGCAGCAGCCCGAGGAUCAGGAGGGGGAGGAGGAGGAAGACAAGGAUGAGACCCCUAAGAAAAAGGAUCCAAGCCACUAUGCCACCUUAGAUCCGAAGAGUAUGAAGGUGGUUGAACUUCGGGCAGAGUUGGAUGCCCGCAUGUUAAAUAGCAAGGGUCUGAAAUCACAGCUGAUUGCACGCCUAACAAAAAUAUUGAAAAAUGAACAAGAGAAAGAGGAAUCUGAAAAGGCAGCAAGUGCAGAGAGUACUGAAACAGAUGAAGUGAAGAAGAAAGAGGAGGAAGAGAGGAAAAAAGAAGAAGAACGUAAAAGAAAAGAGGAGGAGGAGAGAAAGAAAGAGGAAGAGGAGAAAAAGAAGGCAGAGGAGCGGGAAAGAAACUUGCUUGAGAAGCGAUACACCCUUCCCGAUCAGCCAAUGAUUGUUGUUCAUCCAUCACGCACUGCAAAGUCAGGCAAAUUUGACUGCACUACGAUGUCACUUUCUGUGUUGCUGGAUUACAGACAGGAGGACAACAAAGAACAUUCCUUUGAAGUCAGUCUUUUUGCAGAAUUAUUCAAUGAAAUGCUCAUGAGAGAUUUUGCGUUCCGCAUUUACCGUGCCCUGUUUGAAUGCCCAGAAAAGCCAGCAAAGGAAGAAAAAAAAGAAAAAGAAGAAAAGAAAGAGAAGGAGAAAGACAAAGAAAAAAGAGAUAAGGAGAAAAAAGAUGACAAAGAAGAAAGAGAAAAGAAAGAAGAAAAAGAAGAAAAAGAAAAGAAGGAUGAAGAAGAAGAUAAAGAAGAGAAAAUGGAAGAGGAUAAAGAUGGCGAAAAAAAAGAAAAGAAAUUGCCAGAGAAGGAAGAGAAAGAAGAGAUAAAAGAGGAGAAGGAAGAAAAGAAGGAGGAAGAGGAGGAGGAGGAGGAAAUAGAGGACGAUGACGACGACGAAAUUGAUGAUGACGAUUCCAAAGAUGAAGCCAUCAGUAGUAAAGGUGGAGACAAGGAGAAAGAUGACCGCAAGGACACCAAAGACGGAAAGAAGAAGGAUGACAAGAAAGAUCGAGAAAGAAGAGAAAAGAAGGAGAAGAAAAAGAUGAUCACAAUUGACCCAUUCCUUCUCCUGUCAUUUGUUUACUUCGACCAGACACAUACGGGUUAUAUAAUUGACCGAGAUCUUGAGGACAUCAUCAAUAUGCUCGGUCUCAACCUAUCUAGAGCACAGCAAAAGAAAUUAAUGUCAAAGGUAAUGUCUCGAGAUGUCUUACACUACCGAAAAUUGACUGAUGUUUCCUUAGACGACAAGGACAAACCAAGAGACCCUCCACCACUCAUAGACUUGGAAAGUUUGGCUAAGGGUAACAAUACUGUGAUGCCAUUAUUUGCCGAUACGUUUACUACAUCCGUGUGUAUAGAUAUAAGGACACCGUCCAGAAAAAGUUCUCGCAACAAAGAAGAACCGUUGGUAUCGUCUACAGGUAUUAUAGGUGUAGUGAAGUAUGGUGGUUCUCUGGUGGACAUCGGGAAAUUAAUACAACAGUUAGAAAAAUCUGAGAAUGCAAGAAGUAACACAGAAGAGAAGCUUAAAGAACUACAGAAGGAACUAUUAAGCUGCAAAGAAGAAUCCAAGAAAUCAUAUGAGAGAUGCAGUAAAUUAAAUAAGGAGCUUAAAUCUACUAAUUCCAACUUAAAAACCAUGGAAGAAGAGCUUCAAAAGGCCAUUGAGGACAACAAUGUAUACCAGAGAGCAUUAAAUCAAAUCAAGAUGGUGAUCCGGCCUCUAGUUGCAGGUGUCGACCUCGAUGAGGAGGAUUUUACCAUGAGGGAAAUAAAGGAUAAUUCUAAAGUAAAGCCUGAGCCUUUAGAGAAUGGCACAUUUGAAUGAAUACAAAUAAAAAAAAUUUCACUGAACUUUUUUGCUACAGUCUGUUCAAGAUGUAAUAUACCGGUAUCUGAAAUUGUAAGUUUGAGUACAAGAAACAAGGACUACAGGACAGGAAGUUUACUAAGGGAAAGUAUCUACUAGUUCCCUCUGUACCCUUCAAGAAGUGUUGCACAUUUAUAACUCAGGUUGAUUACGGUAACUGUUUGUGUAAGCAUUAAGCAUGUUUUCGUACUCUUCAUAUGAUGGCAUAUUUCUCACUUCGGACUUCAAACACUUUGAAAAGUUCUUUCUUUCUUUCUUUCUUUCUAAGGCUUUAAACAUGAUAAUUGUGAUACUUUCUGUGCUAUAAUGUCGUUUCUUGAAUGCCUUUGAGAGACUUCUUCAGCUUUUCAAGUCGACAGGAAAGAUUGACUGAGGUAUUGCUAACCCUUUCGCUGCUGCAGCGCCUCUUGGACACUUGUAUUCCCACCGAGGGUAGGAAAGUAGAUACAAAAUGUAUUUGUUUUACAUUAUUGCAUUUGCAGUAGGAAACAAAAAGCAUCUACAAUAUAUUAUUAAAAACAAUGAAAAAUAAAAUAUUUUCAUAGUGGAAAUAAAAGCUAAAUAAAAAUAAAUAUUUGUCUGAAUCUCCAAUAUAUAAUAGAAAACGUGGUCCAAGAAAUUCUCUAUCAAGCCAUACAUGUUUCCAAGACAACAUAUUAUCAAGCUGUAUGUAUAUACAUUCAAUAAGCACAAUCUUGAAGGGGAUUUUUUUUUUUUUUAAAUUUCUAAUAAAAAAUGAAUCUUUCAAAAUAAACCGUGUGUUAAAUGUAAAAAUAUAUAAAAAUAAAAAUUUUGAGUCAAUAAUUUAUAAUAUAAAUACAGUAGUAGUCUACAUAAAUUAUUGCCAGGCAAAAUGUGCUUCCAAUCUAUGGUAUAUCAUUGCAAUAAACAAGGACUUUAAUUUAUUUUAAGAGCAAAAUACAAAAAUUUAAUUAUGACUUUUACUGCAUUGAUUUGUUUUCUGGUUUUAAUAUUUCUAAUAAUAAAAAAGUAUCUUCAAUAUAUUUUUUACCAUUAUUAUUAUUAUUUCACUCAUAAUGUUAAGUAAGUCUUGAUGAUGAAAACAUUUACACAAGAUGGAAACUCGCCAUACUAGUGUGAGUAGUGUGCGUGUACGCAACUCCUCGUCCUGCUUAGAUUGUAGUUUAUGUAAGUGCACCAUAAUACAAAGAUUUGACAUACUAAGCAAUUGCUGAAGAUGUAAUUUUGUAGUAUUCACUUUAUGAGAGUCCAAAAAAAUGAAGCUGAAAAAACUAAUAUUCCUAGGCCUAGUGUUGCACACACAUGUACUAUAUUCGACCUCAGAUAUUGUGUAUUAGGCCUAGGAAGGUUAGGUUAGGUUAGUUUGUCUUCGCAACAUAACUAGAAAAUCUUUUCCAGUUUGUCCAAAUUCAAUAGUGUCGAUUUCUAAUUAUUGUACGUUGUACGUUGAUAUAUGUACUAUGGUCCUUAUCGUUACUAUGAGUACUGGUACUACCAAAACAAGAAGAUGGGGUGGGGUGUGCGCACACUUGUGCAGGUGAGGGGGGAGGGGUUAUAUUUACACUGUCAUGGUGUACAAGACAAUACUGUAUUAUAAACCAUAAUUAAAUUUAAUUUGAUUAAAUUUAACAUAGUUUAUUUGUAGAGCGAGAAAUGGCUAAAACUACUAGGGCCCAAACUUCUGUUUUAACUUCCAGAUCAUCUGGGAUACCAUUAUAAGAUAUGUAAACUAUUUUCUUGGUACUUGGACUCAAGUUGUUCUUUACAAAAAUCGAGGCUGCUUUCUGCAGUGAAAGGGUUAAGAUGGUACUAAAGUACAUUUGUUCAUAUAUUUAAUACUUAAAUAAAAAAUCAAAUUUGAUAAACAAAUUUGUGGAUAUACAUUACUGUAUUUAACAAAAGCUAUACAGAAUUGUAUUGCACUUUUGUAAAGGUAUAUGUUCAAACUACCAGUACAAUGUUAGUUAAAAAGAAAACUCAAGAUCCUUUGAGGAUAUCAUACUUUAGAAUUUUAAAGUAAUUUAUAAGAAUUUUAAGUACUUUUUAUAAGUUAAUUUUAUUUUUACUUUAAUAAAUUAGCAUAGAAGAGAAUAAAUGUAAAAAAUAGCUCUAUUUAUUAUGGAUACAUGAAGAUUAUAGAUGUCACUUUUAUUAUAAUUUCUGGGUGAUAGGUUCUUAAGCGCGCAAGUUGGGAGUCCAGAUCUGCCUGUAUGUUACCGGAGUAACACGAAGGGAAGUGCAGAGCUCUUUACAUUAACACAGUUAACAGGUAUGGAAUUUUAGAGGGACAUUAUCUGAAAAUAUUGUUAAACUUUAAAUUUAAUUUCAUUAUGUGCUCUGCCAGAAUUUCCUUUGAACAAGUUAUAUUUAUGUUCAGUAUAUAGAAAUAUUUAUAACAUUCAAAAAUGUAUUCAUAGGAAUUCAUAUUCAAAGCAAUAUAAGAACUCUAACAAAGAAUGAGAUCUAUGGCUGGUUUUGGAUAGUAAACUGUCACCAGAGGAGAACACAAUGAACAUUGUGUGAGUAGCAUAUGCGUCGCUUUCCAACUUCAGAUUCGCUUUUAAAUAUGUGGAUGGUGAAAUACUAAGGAAACUGACUUCUGAGAGACCAAAAUUGGAACAUGAAGCAGUUGUAUGGUUCCCAUAUUUCAAGAAGCACAUCAAUAAACUGGAAAUGGUACAAAGGCAUACUACAAAAUAGCUUUCAGAACGGAAAAACAAGAGUCACGAGGAGAGGCUAGAGGCGUUAAAUAUGCCAAAACUAUAAGACAGAAGAAAAAAGAGGUGAUAUGAUCACCACUUACAAAAUAAUAACAUGAAUUGACCCAAAUUGACAUAGAAAUUGCUAAAAUCAGCAACUUCAAGAACAAGAGGAUUGAUUCAAGCUAAGGAAAUGAAGGUGCCGAAAUAAUAUUAGAAAGGUUUUUUUUGCAGAGUGAUAGACAGAACAAGUUAAGUGAGAAGGUGGUGGAGGCCAAAACCAUCAGUAGUUUCAAAACGUUAUUUGACAGUACUGGAAAGAUGGGUUCAUGAACGUAGCCCUCAUCCUAAAACUUCACUUAGGUAAUUACACACACACACCUAUAUAUAAUAUAUACAUACAUAUCGUGCAAUCUUAAAUAUCCAGACAUUUAUGCUGAUUUCAUUCUGACUUUUUGUGAAUUCCAGAUUUAAAUAUUAUUUGGUUCUUAAUCACAACAUUUGAGGAUUUUCUUAUAUCAAAUGAUACUACAACAUUUUGUGCAAGUUAAGAUACAGUACAGAUAAUAUAUUAACAAUGAUUCUGUAAUAUAAUACAAAUACAGUAUAACAUUUUUAUUUACCAUACUGAAGUUCAUUCUUAUCCUGCUAAGUAUAGUAUUGUACAAUACUUGAAAACUGUUUGAUCAAAUUCAUACAAAUUUUAAAGUUUGAGAAUUUUUCUCGCAAUCAUUACCACCAUAACUCUUCCUUGGCUUUUUGUCAGUCGUUGCCAGUCCUGGCACUCAACUUUUCUACCAGUCCUUCACACACCAGCCAUGAUCACUAUUCUAUAAAUUCAGUGUUUCAUGCAUCUUAAAUAUCUCAUCUUCCUAAAUCUGAGUACUGGAGGCAGACCUCUAUUGUAUUCAAAUAAUGAAAUAUCCAAAGAAAAAGGAUUUUGUAUGAGAAGAAAUAAUGCCAAGCUAACACAGAUGGGAGAAAAAUAGGUGUUAGGACAAAAAUGUCAGUAGUACUGUACCAUCCAUGGAUAAAAAGUUACAAAUACAAAUUUCGUUAUUCAAUUUGUAGUACUGUAGUGUACAACAGAAGUAUAGUAGAUCAUUCUUGAAGAUAUAUGUAUUUUUCAAUUUAUAUUUACUAAUGGCAUUAGAAUAGUAAAAGCAUCGGAUAAAACAUGAUGGCUAGAAACUGCAGUGCGCACACGCUCUGGGUUUUGUUGAUGUUUUCAGAAUUCGGGUUCCGUGUUCCAGAUUUCAGUAAACUAUUAUAAUGUUUGUUAUUUAGAGGUUGCUCUGGGUACCAGUGUAUAUUAUAUAAAUAUAUUUACUUGCAUAAUUCGUUAAGUUCUAAUAAAAUCUAACAUAUUUGGUUAAGUUCUAAUAAAACCUGAGAAGGGUGCUAAAAAAAAAAUUCUCUUGAGGCUGUUUAAACUUUUUCUCUUGGGAAAGACGUUAUGAAAAUGUAAAGCUAUUCAGGGAAUUAAUUUCUGAAUGUUGUGAUUUUCAGAAAUCACCACAUUCAGAAAUAUUGUGAUUUAUUGAUUUUUUUUCUUAUCUGUAGAAAGGAAAAUAGUGUACAUAAAAGAAUGUUAUGAAAUUAUUUGAUGCUUUGCUUAAUGUGUGUUUUCAUUUUCUAAAGUGCUUCAUGUGUUUAUAAAUCCAAACUUGGAAGAUAUAAAAUAUAUGCUGUUGCACACUGCUACAUAAUCUUAGUGAGACUUAACCAUGUACAAAGAAUUGGAUUAGGAUUAAGAAGUGUUGUAGAUAUUGUAUUAAUAGGAUUAGUAGUAGAGUUUGUCAGGUAUCCAUUUUUAAUGGGAAAUAUUUUUUUAAACUACAGAUUACAUCAGGGUUUUCUAUGAUCUAUCCUAACUGGUUUCUUGAUUGUUACUCUUAAGUGAUUACUUAAAUCCUGUACUAUCCUUUAUACCAUAAGUUGUGCAUACAGUAUAUGCCGGUCCUCUGGGUCGGCUUUGUAUAGAUUUGUUAUUUGAUUUAUGAUACCAUGAUUGUUGUUAGCCUCAGUUUUAUACAUAAUAAGUGGAGUGGCUUGCUAUUAAAAGCAGAUCUUGCACUGCUCUGUCUGAGUCAUAAUGAAGCUACUGUAAUCAGUAACUGUAAUAAACUAAUACAGUACA
Procambarus clarkii (red swamp crayfish) is the source of this 8667-nucleotide messenger RNA. The record is from RefSeq and is a predicted model, not a curated record. NCBI's taxonomy places the organism in Eukaryota, Metazoa, Arthropoda, Malacostraca, Decapoda, Cambaridae.